Molecule: messenger RNA, 1263 nt
Organism: Australozyma saopauloensis
Lineage: Eukaryota; Fungi; Ascomycota; Pichiomycetes; Serinales; Metschnikowiaceae
Exons: 1
Coding region: 1-1263 (420 amino acids)
Source: RefSeq, a predicted model, not a curated record
AUGAAAUCUUCCGGCCCAGUUCAUUUCGGAUAUUCUAGUCUUUUUUUUUCUUCCUCAUAUCUCUUACCUUUAUCGGUCCCGGUUUCAUACCACCUACUAAUCACUUCAAUCUACACCUUCUUCCUUUUAAUGCAAUUGAAAACCUUUCGAAAAUUACCACUGAUUACUGAUAAAUUAUUGAAUAAUCGACCAUGGACGUCAUCAGGACACUUCAGAUUUAUUUGUUACUCUAAGUCUGGAUUAUCAUAUAGACAAAGACAAAAUCCCAGCAAGAACCUACUAUAUUUCGCCCACGACGUAAGGCAUAGUCCCAAUUUCAAAACCACUAACGCACCUGGUGUUGCUCGUGAGUUUCACUCCUCAAAAUACAGAAGUCAAAACCCCUCUAGCCUGUCUUUGGGUUCUGAUCUGUCACCCCACUCUAAUUCAAGGGGUACCAGAUCGAAAGUGGUAUUGACAAUAGCGUCCCUAUCCACAGCAUUUUUUGGAUUUUUUUUGCUACAAGCUUAUCGAGUUUAUACAAUUGAUGAUUCCAAUGUUGACUCGAAGGGCGUCUUUCUUCCCCUUUGGUUUAGCAUGGACUGGCCGGUUCAAAGGAAGUAUCCAUUUCCUGAGUACUUGCGAUACAUAGACUUGAAACAUUAUGAGCAUAAUCUUGAUGAUCCUGAAUGCUUGCACAAAUUAAGAGACAGAAACAUCCAAUACCAGAUCCUCAAUAAGUUGUUUCAGCUGAACGUCAUCAGAGAUAAGUAUGGUCUACCUUUGACCAUCCAUUCGGAUGAAGCCGCUGGCUAUUCGAUGUGGAUCGAGCCCAAGCAUCCAUCGUUGCAUGGUGUAGACAUAAGGAUUGGUAAAAGGGACGGUCUGCUUUGGGCACUGGCAAAUUGGCGCAUCCGGUCGAUAAAUUUGUACGGAGAUAUCGAGGGUAUGAUUGCAGAUCUCGGGUCGCAAUUUGAUCCAAUGGUUUGUGGAGAAGAAUGUGGGUUGGGCGUCGCUGGCGACGUUUCGAGCAUCGAACUUUUGCCUGCUUCAAAUAUCAGCGAUCUGGCAAAAGUGGCUGAAAAAUGUGGGGAGAGGAACUACCGAGUUUUGUCAGAAGGUUCAUACCAAUUGCGCAACAGUGCAAACAAAUCUGUGGGUACUUUACAUUACAUUGGUUUGAUCGACUUCACUCAUCCAGGCGUCAACUGCGGUUUCAGGGUGGUUUACUUGGAGUUGCGAACAACGGAAAACGGGCAAACUAUCUCAUACAAAAUUGCGUAG